Messenger RNA from Pecten maximus, 2568 nucleotides. RefSeq names its product cytochrome P450 3A29-like. The record is from RefSeq and is a predicted model, not a curated record. Bases 1 to 1281 code for a protein of 426 amino acids. Gene Ontology annotation, molecular function: iron ion binding; heme binding; oxidoreductase activity, acting on paired donors, with incorporation or reduction of molecular oxygen. The transcript is spliced from 11 exons. NCBI's taxonomy places the organism in Eukaryota, Metazoa, Mollusca, Bivalvia, Pectinida, Pectinidae.
AUGGAAUUGACCUCAUCCAUUUACGAUAGCCAGAGCGAUUUCGAGACAUUUGGAGGCGGAUUUGGUGGUGACCUGGAGCAUGGGCUGGUCAGUGGAAAAGGGGCUCACUGGAAACGUAACAGGAGUAUUAUAACUCCAGCAUUUUCAUCUGGAAAACUUCGUCAGAUGGUGCCCUGUAUCCAGGAAUCGUGUGACACUCUUUUGAAGACAGUUCGCAACGCCAUGAAAACGACGGACAACGGUCAACAAAUGGAAAUAAAUAGGCUAUUUGGAGGAUUCACUAUGGACGUGAUAAGUUCUACAGCUUUCGGUAUCCACGUGGAGUCCCAGACCAACCCAGAUGACCUGUUUGUAAAGCACGCUAAGAGGAUGUUUGACAUCUCAUUUACGAAACCUUGGAUGCUUGCUAUAUUAUUUUUUCCGACGUUAAAACCCUUGUUUGUGAAGCUUGGAGCUUGCCUCUUUCCACUUGACAGCAUGGCCUACUUUCGUAAACUCACUUUUCAGCUUCUGAAAGAAAGGAAAAGUGACAAACAGGUAGGUCGGAAAGAUUUUCUACGACUGAUGGUUGACGCCCAGGAAGGAAGAUUGGAACUGGAUCCCGAAGAUGAGUUUUCGAGAGAACAAAGCGGAAUCUCGUCAAAACCAACUCAUCUAGGCCUUACUUCAGAAGAAAUUUUGGGAAAUGUAGAACUAUUCUUUGUUGCGGGGUACGAAACCACGGCUACAGCAUUGACAAUGACAGCGUACAACCUCGCUACCCAUCCAGAAUGUCAGGACAAAUUACGUCAAGAAAUUCAGGAAAAGAUCGGAUCGGACAAAGUGGAUUUCGACAAUGUCAAGAAACUAGACUACCUCGACAUGUGUAUCAAUGAGUCAAUGCGAUUGUACCCUACGGCGGUAAGAUUUGAUAGAACAUGUGUGAAGACUACAAAGGUCAAGGACAUUACGAUACCAGCCGGGAUGGUGGUUAGUGUACCUGUGCAUGCGAUUCAUCAUGAUCCGGAAGUUUGGGUGAAACCGGAUGUUUACAAUCCAGAAAGGUUUUCGGCAACAGAAAGAGCGAAGCACGACCCAUUGGACUACAUACCUUUUGGAUAUGGUCCCCGUCAAUGUGUUGCCAUGCGACUCGCUUUAAUGGAAGCAAAAAUGGCAACGGUUUAUAUGUUACGCAACUUCCGCUUUUGCGUUGGUAGUAAAACAGAAAUUCCACCGACAAUGGAAGAGAAAGCCAUAGUGAAACCUGUCUCAUUGUGGUUAAAGUUAGAAGAAAUCAAGUGAGAGAAUAUGUCCCAGACGGUGAAUAAAUAUGCCUAAUCAGCAACAGGAUUUAUCACAUAUACAAGUCUGUGACUAAACACAUUAUGUUUUUAUCGCAUUGCAGUGGACGAAUGUAAAAUGUGAUCACGUGAUAACUAAUGAUGCGCUUAUUGCCCUACGUGAUGUAUUGACGUCCCCGGUCUUAGUCGACAAUACUCUCUUUGUUGCUUCAAGAAUUCCACACGUCGGGGAAUGAAUGGUAUCCUGUUAUAGGAUCAUACCACCAUUAUCCUUAACAUUCGUGGCUUGAUUCUGAAAUUCCUAUCCCUGGAAUAGUGAUUCCACAAGGAAUAUUCCAAAGGAUAUCACACAAUUCGGUGGCAGACUUCACUUUCAUUUUGUCAUAGUAUAGGAUCUCGUCGUUGACGUCAUUUCGAGACAUUGGAAAGGAAGAAGAAGAAUAAGAGAUUGGUCCGGAAGGUUAAGCGUUCUUGUGUGUCAUUUUACGAAACCCGCCGUUCAAAUCUAGGUCAAAGCUUGCUAAAGGCACACUCUCAAAAUGACAACCAAUCACCAAACAUACACGCCGAUAUAUCAUCGAACACGGCUUUCCAAAUGAUAUCAACCAUAAAACUUUCCCAAGGUUUCAACCUUUAUCUCUCAAAGCCUUGUGUUGUCCGUCAGCAGGCGAUAUCUGUCAUUGUGAUAAUGGAACCACUCUCUUAGAUAUCGAAUCAACAGGGACAUGUAAAUAUCGACGAUACAUUUAGGAGGUAUAUGGAUGUUAAAGUAUCCGUUUCACGACAGGACUAUGACUCAAUAGUACAAAGAUUGACUGAAAGACUUAUUUGAACAACUUCUAUAGUCAACAAUAAAAAGGUGUGGAUAGGAUGUCUAAUAAAGUUAAGGAAACUUAAGUUAAACCAACAUUUUGAAAGAUUGCAACACUAAAUGAUUAUCGUGUAUUAGUCGAUUAAAUCCCAUGUCGUGUUUUUAAGGAAGACUAGCUCUUUUCGCGAACAGGAAAUGAAACGGUUGUUCUGGGAUCAAUUCAUUGAAUUAUUCACUGUAUGUUCAACCACAAACUGUCAGAUGGGUCGUUUAGUGACAUUUUGACGGGGGAUCAUUAUGUUUCUUCCUUCGACUUGUAUAAUAAAAUUCAUUUUUGUUGCUAUUCGCUAUGAUAAAAAUCGAUAAUUCGUACCUAUGUAUGACCAACUCUAAUUAGUAGUUUUAAUCUAUUAUAUAUGCUGUAAUUACAUUGCCUUAAUUCGGUGAUAGUAUGAAAUACAAAGUUAAAAUAUUGAU